This is a messenger RNA of Metarhizium acridum CQMa 102, 948 nucleotides long. NCBI's taxonomy places the organism in Eukaryota, Fungi, Ascomycota, Sordariomycetes, Hypocreales, Clavicipitaceae. The record is from RefSeq and is a predicted model, not a curated record.
AUGACCCCGAGUGGCGACCACUUUACCCAGGAAGUCAUUCGACUGCGAGCCAAUUACCAGGACAAGCGUCAGAGAUCCAACCUUUUCCCCCCUACGGGUCUACCUAUCCUAGACAUGGAGCUUGUACGAGGGGAAAGGCCGUCUAUGAGAUUCUGGUACGAUGAUGGCACCGAGGUUGGACGAUUCGUCCACCUCUUCGAUAUACCAGGAACGUUGUCUGGACAAAUUCUUCGCUUGGAGCGAAACUUACCUCCAGUUGGAGGUCAUUUCGAAAUUGAAGGCGACGUUCUUCGCAGUCUCGAAAAAUGCCCCAAUCCACCCCAACCUGUUCAAGAUGAUUUCGAGGAUACCGAAGAUCUCGUCAUGCAGCUACCACUUCUUCACGUCGACCCUUCCCAGCAUUUCGUCAAGGAGGCGAAAUAUAGGAGCGAGAUUGAGAACCUGUUAAUAUGUCAGGGCGGGUCGUGUCCUGGAUCGAUCCUUUCCAGGCACCUUUUAGCCACGAGAGCGUCCAUCUUACCGCGAUUUUCCUCCCUAGCAAUUUACAAGCGCUGGAUACUCCAUAUUAUCGACGGGCUGACUUGUCUCCACGAUUUCGGUAUCGUUCACCGGGAUCUUCGUAUCGAUAAUUGUCUCUUUGCGCAAGAUGGCAGCCGCCUAGUAGUCUGCGACCUCGAGAGUCGUUGGGGUCAACGGGCUGCUCCAGAAAUUGCAUUUAGGGGUGGACUAGGCUCCGGAUGGACUACUCGUUCUGACAUAUAUGAUAUCGGAAAUUGCAUCAAGUGCAUGGUAUAUGCUAAUGCGCCAAUUACAAAUCAGGUCGAGUGGCGAGUUCCGGAACCACUCCAAGCUAUUGUCGAAGCAUGCAUGCGCAAAGAGUCAAGUAAAAGGCCGACACUGCUUGCGCUGCGACAAAUGGUGGAGGCACUGCCUAUACAUGAUACCUGA